AUGGUUGACAUGGGAUAUCAACAGGUCAAUGCAGACCAUACGAUAUUCUUUCAGCAACAUGACGAUCACACUGCUAUACUUACUGUGUAUGUGGAUGACAUAAUUAUCACUGGUGAUGAUGAGGCGGAGAUUGUUAAACUGAAUGGGAAAUUGGAGAAGCAAUUUGAGAUAAAUGAUUUGGGACAACUCAGAUACUUUCUUCGGAUUGAAGUAGCCCAUGAACCUGAGAGGAUAGUCCUAACCCAGAGAAAGUAUGUAUUGAAUCUUCUCACGGAGACAAGUACACAUGGGUGCAAACCCGCAGUCUUUCCAAUUUAUCAGGUCAAACUCAGUACAGAGGAAGGUCAAUUAGUUGAUUAUAAGAGGUACCAAAGGCUGGUGGGCCACCAGAUCUAUCCGUGUCACACUCGACCUGAUAUUUCUUUUGCAGUAAGUGUG
Molecule: messenger RNA, 438 nt
Organism: Phalaenopsis equestris
Lineage: Eukaryota; Viridiplantae; Streptophyta; Magnoliopsida; Asparagales; Orchidaceae
Exons: 1
Source: RefSeq, a predicted model, not a curated record